This is a messenger RNA of Dicrocoelium dendriticum, 411 nucleotides long. The record is from the annotation of a GenBank genome assembly. Lineage: Eukaryota; Metazoa; Platyhelminthes; Trematoda; Plagiorchiida; Dicrocoeliidae.
AGCAGAUUUACCACUGCCCAUAGGCUUUAGAUUCUCCCAACUUGAAUUAGCGCAUAACAGAAUUGUGAAAAAUUGUUUGGAAUGUUUUCCACUCUUACUUUUGUCACCCUUUAUAACAAAGUUUCUGUUAGGCAUUACCUUGAAAAUGAGACCGCACUCGUCAGCGUGGAAAAUGUCGUCAUUGUUGAAGCCCUUGCUGAAGUUGGAAAGUGUUUCCAUAUAGUCUUGAACCAAUUCUUCAGGCACUUCAUUAGAUUGACCACACAAAACUUUUUCGGAACUUACAUGUCGUUUUUAAAAUUUGCUAGCCAGUUAUUAGGUGCCUGGAAAUCUGCAACCUCAAAUUCUAUUGAGAAACAGCAAUUUCUUGCAGCCCAGGUCCAGAAAUUCGUGCGUUCGUUGUCUUCAUUU